AUAAUAUUCCUCAAUCUAGAUAUCAGUAUGCGUUCUAUACGUGAUCAAAAAAUACACAUGAGAGUAUUAUAACGUACGUCCAUAAUAAGUAACUUGAUAAAUAAAAAGACGUUAAUUACACAUUUUCAAGUAGUUAAAAUUGAAAACGAAAUUGAACACGAAAAACAAUAUGUUCUUUACAUUUAAAUUGGUGUUAAUAAUUUUAUUAAUUGAAACGUGUGCAAAUAUCACGCAAGAUGUCGAAAGAAUAUUGCUACCGGAAUGGAACUCGACAAGUGUAGAGGAGAUACCACUGACUCUGAAAGUUUUUGGAAAAGAGAUUCAAUUAAAAUUACGUAGAAACGAACAGAUAGUAUCGUCUAUGUUUAAAGUAUGGAAACAUGACACAAUAGGCAUCACAGAAAAGCUGUCGCAAAUAAACGCAUCGGAUCCUUGCUAUUAUCUCCACAAAAAUCAUAUCAGCACUGCGGCCAUAAACUUUUGUCAGGAACAUGGAUGGAAAGGAAUCGUGUAUCUGAAGGACAAUAUUUUGGAAAUUAGACCUUUGCUGGAUGACUUUGCGUCUUUGUCCUCAAUCGGUGAUGUUUGCGUUAAAGAUGAAAUUAAUAUUUCAUUUGGCAAACCUCAUCUUAUUAAAAGAUCAUUGCAAUUAUCUGCUGAUUCAAGUUUUCAUAAUUUGGAUAAUUUUAAACUGAAACGACGUCAUGUACGAAAUACGCUAAGAAAAUUAACUAUAGAAUUAGCUGUUUUCAUCGAUGAAAAAUCAUAUCAUAGAUUUUUGUCUUUUUUCGACGAAAAUGAGGAAACUUGGCGCAGCAUGAUAUUAGCGUAUGUGAAUCGUAUUCAAGCUGUGUUCCAUCAUCCGAGUUUGGGUGUUUCUUUCGAUAUUUCAUUGGUGUGUUUGGAAAUUGUGAAAAAACGAUCGCUAAAUUUGCCAGUUAGGUACAACGUAAUUAGUCUGCUUAAUUCGUUCUGCAAAUACGCAGAAGCUCGCAAUCCUUCAGACGACAAUGAUCCACGUCACUGGGACAUAGGUCUUUAUCUAACUGAAUUAGAUUAUUCGAUAAUCGCAAACGGCUUGGGAUUUUCCUACACAGAUAGCAUGUGCCAAUCAAAUGAAUCAUGCGCGAUAAUAAAUUUCGGUAUUACAUCUGAGCUAUCGUCGGGUUUUACAUCGUCCCUUAUUGCAGCUCAUGAGAUCGGCCACGCUUUAGGAAUGCGACACGAUUCAAUACCGUGUGACACAAAGAAAUACAUAAUGUCAUCUCAAUACUAUUACGACCAGACAACAUGGUCCAAGUGUAGCCGUGAUACAGUUAAAAAACUCUGGAAUGAACUCGGGAAAAAACACGGAAAAAACUGUCUUCGAGAUCGUACGACACCGGAGGAACUCGAACGAUACGACCAUUCGCGUUAUCAUAAUUUGCCCGGAAGAGAAUGGACCGCCAAAGCACAAUGCGAAAUUUAUUUUGGCGACAAGGAUGCGAACGUAGUCUCGUUACAUGAUAUAUGUAAAAUGUUACAAUGUGAAACGUCUCACAAGGAUGAGUCUACAUUCACGGGACCGGCGUUGGAAGGAACGUAUUGCGCAGUAGGAAAGGAAUGUCGCGGAGGAGAAUGCGUGCCCGUUCUCGAACCGCCAUAUAUUCUCAGUUAUUGUGAUGUUGAUAACUGGAGUGAAUGGAAAAUAAGUACUUGUAAAAGUAAUUGCUUAAAGGAUUCUAAAGGCGUAAGACACAAACGACGUUCUUGCAUACAUGGAAGGCGCAGAACGGCCAGUUGCGGAAAACCAUAUUACGACAUGAUUUUGUGCGAUGACUCGAAAUUGUGCGAUUUUGAAAAUCGCACGACAAUCUCCGAGUUUGCUACUGCGAAAUGCAUUGAAUUCAACAAUGUUAUAGAGCAUUUAAAAUUUAGUGACAAAGAGGAAUUGGAAAUGGGGCCGGGAUUUCAGAACUUUUAUAAUGUCAAUGAACCGUGGUUAGCCUGUACUAUUCACUGUCAACGAAAAAAUUUAUUUUCUUUCUACGCACCACGCUUUGAAAUGCUCAGCUUUAGUAUCGACCCAUAUUUUCCAGAUGGAACGCUUUGUCAUUAUGAAAAUAGCAAGAGAUAUUACUGCCGCCAACAUUAUUGUCUGCCUGAAAGCUAUCCUGAAGAAUAAUUGUUGAAAGAUUAUCGACGUGUGAACGGGGAUCGAAAAUAUAAAAAAUUAUAAAAAGCGCGUAAAUCAGUCUAGAAUUGUUGGACAAUUUGUUUGAUAAUAAAUAUUCGAUCG
Messenger RNA from Linepithema humile (Argentine ant), 2278 nucleotides. RefSeq names its product A disintegrin and metalloproteinase with thrombospondin motifs adt-2-like. Gene Ontology annotation, molecular function: metalloendopeptidase activity. The record is from RefSeq and is a predicted model, not a curated record. NCBI's taxonomy places the organism in Eukaryota, Metazoa, Arthropoda, Insecta, Hymenoptera, Formicidae. Gene Ontology annotation, biological process: proteolysis; extracellular matrix organization. Gene Ontology annotation, cellular component: extracellular matrix.